Molecule: messenger RNA, 4797 nt
Organism: Liolophura sinensis
Lineage: Eukaryota; Metazoa; Mollusca; Polyplacophora; Chitonida; Chitonidae
Product: transforming acidic coiled-coil-containing protein 3-like
Exons: 16
Coding region: 41-4363 (1440 amino acids)
Biological process (GO): nuclear migration; cerebral cortex development; mitotic spindle organization
Cellular component (GO): cytoplasm
Source: RefSeq, a predicted model, not a curated record
AACAGAGGAACGUUUGGCUAUUGUUACAUCUACAUCUAUCAUGGAAGGGGAUGAGAACAUUGGUGUUGUAAAUUCUCCAAGGUUAAACAGAAAGGCAAAUGUUCUCCAACCAUCAACAGUCCACAAUAUUCAAGGAAGUCCCAAGAAGUUGAGUGAGAGUCUUAAGAAGACAGCCGACCCUUUCUCGGUGAUCCGUCAGUUGGAUGAUGAUGAGCGAUGGGUAGAGAGGACCAGUAUCAUCACGAGACAAGAUCAUGAGGACAACAUUGUAUUUGCUGCACAGAUCCUCCAGGACCUGCUAGAUUAUCUGCCACUGGACAGAGAUGGGUGUAGUGGUAGCCACGAUAAGUCGCCGGAUUCACGCUGUGAGAAUGGUGGUGGAUGUGAAAAUGUAAAAGUUGUUGCCACUACAUGUUUGCAAUCAGCUGAAAAUAAGACAGAGGAAGCAGUUGUCAACAGGGUGGAAGAUGUGACAGAUUCAACCUCUCAGAAUCCCUCAACUAAAACAGCAACUUCGAAGGACUUAAUCCGCGAGACAUCGGAUGACAUCAUGACGAAUGCAGGCUAUGAAUUUGACUUUGACAAUCUCGAUGAAAUUAACCCAUUUCAGACGUCAAAGCAACUUAUGAAUUCCCCAGUCAUGAAAACAUCAGAGGAAAAACCUGUCAACUCGAAUACUGAAGAUGAUAAUUGUGAAAAGACAGCCGAAGACAACAUCAACAAAAUUGAUAUUUGCCUUAACUUAGAUGAAGUAGAUGAAAACUUGGAUCCUUUUAAGUGUAAAUCCAAGAUUAUGAAUUCACCAGUUGGUCCUGCUCAAGUGGGCGCUAAGUGUUGUAACAACUUGGCCAUUCAUCCUGAGGAUGUACUUACUGAGACAAAGUACCUAGAUUGUUCUGCUUCUGAGCCAACGAAACAGGAAGUAGAUCAACGGGGGGAUUUUAACAUAAACUCACACGAGUUCACGAUUGAUUUGGAUGAAAUAGAUGAAACGUUAGGCACAUUUAAGCCAUCCAAGCAGAUAGCUAAUUUUCAAGGAAAAGACAACGAACCAGCCACCUAUACUAUAAAUCUGGAUGAAAUUGAUGAAAAUGACCCGUUCAAGCCAAAGUUACAGUUAUGUAAUUCCCCAGUCAGUGGUGGGACGGCGCAUAUUGCAGGGAGCGAUUCGUCACAUGACCCGUUCAAACCAAAAUCACAAAUUGCCAACACCCCCGUGAAAGAGGCUGUGUGCAGUUUUGACGAGGUAGAUGGUUUGAUUGAAUCCUUCAAGAGUAAAGCCGUAAUUGUCAAUUCUCCUGUCAGCUCUGUGAAUGUUAACCAGGUUGAAGAUCCGGGCAAGACCAAGUCGAUGGUUGAAAAUAUGCCUGUUAGUGCUGUGAGAUCAAUGAACGCAGAGGAGAUUGAAGAUCCAUUCAAGACCAAAUCUAUGAUUGCAAAUUCUCCUAGUAGUGCUGAGCAUUCAGUGAAUACUGAAGAGGCUGAAGAUCCAUUCAAGACUAAAUCUAUGGUUGCAAAUUCUCCUCUUAGUGCUGCCAGAUCAGUGAAUACUGAAGAUGAUGAAGAUCCAUUCAAGACUAAAUCCAUGGUUGCAAAUUCUCCUCUUAGUGCUGCCAGAUCAGUGAAUACUGAAGAGGUUGAUGAUCCAUUCAAGACUAAAUCCAUGGUUGCAAAUUCUCCUCUUAGUGCUGCCAGAUCAGUGAAUACUGAAGAUGAUGAAGAUCCAUUCAAGACUAAAUCCAUGGUUGCAAAUUCUCCUCUUAGUGCUGCCAGAUCAGUGGAUACUGAAGAUGUUGAAGAUCCAUUCAAGACUAAAUCCAUGGUUGCAAAUUCUCCUCUUAGUGCUGCCAGAUCAGUGAAUACUGAAGAUGUUGAAGAUCCAUUCAAGACUAAAUCCAUGGUUGCAAAUUCUCCCCUUAGUGCUGCCAGAUCAGUGAAUACUGAAGAUGUUGAAGAUCCAGUCAAGACUAAAUCCAUGGUUGCAAAUUCUCCUCUUAGUGCUGCCAGAUCAGUGAAUACUGAAGAUGAUGAAGAUCCAUUCAAGACGAAAUCCAUGGUUGCAAAUUCUCCUAGUAGUGCUGCGAGAUCAGUGAAUACUGAAGAGGUUGAAGAUCCAUUCAAGACAAAAUCUAUGGUUGCAAAUUCUCCUCUUAGUGCUGCGAGAUCAGUGAAUACUGAAGAUGUUGAAGAUCCAUUCAAGACUAAAUCCAUGGUUGCAAAUUCUCCUCUUAGUGCUGCCAGAUCAGUGAAUACUGAGGAGGUUGAAGAUCCAUUCAAGACCAGAUCCAUGGUUGCAAAUUCUCUUAGCAAGCCUGAAUGUCAAGACACUCUGAAAAUAAGUGGAGACCCAUUUAAAACUAAAUCAAAGGUUGCCAAUACGCCAACCAAAUCCCCGAGAAAGGUUCAUUUUCAGGAUGGGGAGGGCUUUGAAGGGCUAGCAGAAGUAGAUCCUUACAAAACCAAGAGUAAAGUUACAGACUCUCCGAAACAGUCCCCAAGUCGAAAGUCUACAGAGGGCAAGACUUUAUCCCCCAAGAAAGCAUCUGGUGAUGUACAAGCUGAUCCGUUCAAGUCUCACAACCAGAUUGGCAAUUCUCCAGCGAAGACUUCCCAGAAAUCACAGAGUGCCACAUCCACCUUGAAGGAGAACACACAACCUAGGUGGCAGAAUGCCAACUCUAUCAGUAAAUCACCCAUCAAGUCACCGAGUCAGUCCCCCAGACGUGUGGCUAGUGCUACCCAGUCACCCAGGGGUCUUCCCAAGGCCUUCCCAGCCAAGUCACCAAAUCGAUCUUCACCACUCCGGUCUCCAUGUAAGAACUGUUCUCCUAAUCGCAAACCUGUCUCACCGACAAAACUGCCUCCAAGCCAGUCUCCAUUAAAGAUGGGCACUCCUCACCAAACACGUGGUUCACCUACAAAACAGCCACCAAUUCGAGCUCCAGCGAAGAAUGGAUUUCCCAUUCAAAAACUUGCUUCACCUACGAAAUCGCCACCAAUCCGGCCUUCAUCCAAAAAUUGCUCUGCUGCUCAAGAACUUGCUUCUGCCGCUGUCGUGGCACCUGUUUCCGAGCCCACUCCGGGGUGCGACACAGCUUAUCUCCCUGCCUUGGUAUCAAGGGGUGAGGGAUUACCAUUGAGACCACAUGACCCAUUCUCAAGGACAAACUUUCACCUUUCAGACAUUACUGAGGAAGAGUUUGGGGAAGAAGUGUUCCAACCUGCUUCAGAAGUGUUUGGAAAUACUGCUUUUGAUACAUCUGCCUGGGACAUGCUGGAGAAGGUGGGCAGUGGACAAGUGGCACCAUACUUGACAAGGGAUUCAUUGUAUUAUAAAUUUGAUCCCCUGAUUAAGCCCCGUCAGUCCAUAGCCAGAGGUGCAGAUUUACAGAAGCGUAUAUCAUGCAUGAUGGGCCAAGCAAAGAGACAGUCGACACAGUUGAUGUUUUUAGGAGAGGAGAAUCUGCUAGGGUCACCAGAUCGUAACAAGGCUGACAGCGUAAAGCCAGACUCCGCUGAACGAGUCCGCAGCUCUGUGGAUGACAUCUUCGGUAGCAGCAGUCCAAGCAUGGAUAACAGGCCCCACAAUCCUGUGAGCUUCUCAAAUGCGGAUCUAGUGGAGGUUCUUCAGUAUUCUGAAAAAGAAAUGAAAAAGAUAUGCAGUGAGUUGGAACUUAAGUUUCAAUCCAAUCUGCUGAUUAAAGAAAAGUCAUGGCAUGAGAAUUAUCAGCAAAUGGAAACAGAGAUGAAAGAAAGACAGGCAGAAAUGGAGCAAGAGUUAAAAGCCCAGCUGGCAGAAGCUAACCAAAAGUUGAAAGAUGCACAGGCCAAAGAGGCUGAGCAGGAAAGCUUAUUACAGGUCAUGAAGGUGGUAGUGAGCGACUAUGCAAAUACGUUGGCGGAAGUUAUUGCUCUUGGAGAGAAAGACAAAGCUGACUUCCAGAAGACCUUGUCUGAUAGUGUUCUACAAAAGGAAAAGGCUAUAGAAGAUGCAGAGGCGGCAGAUAAGAUGUUUAAGGACCUGCACGUUCGCUACGAGAAGCUCAGAUCUGCAGUUGAACUACAGCAGAAGAAUGAAGAAACUUUAAAAAAGGCUGUUACAGAACUUAAAGCCAAACUGGAGAAAGCUACACAGAGCUACAAGGCCCUCAAACAGCAGGCUGAAGAGAAGCUGGAAAAGGCAAGAAUAAGAGAGGAGAAACAGGAACUGAAAACAAAUGCCAUUGUCACAAGGCUAGAGGCAUCACUUAAAAAGAAAACGGGGGAACUCCAGGCUCUGGAAACCACCUUUCAACAAAAGAUGAAACAGAAUGAAGAACUCGCUCAGCUCUGUGAUGAACUGAUCACGAAAGUUGGAGACUGAUCAUGAAGGUUGAAACUGAUCAUGAAAGUUGGAGACUGCUCCACUGGAAAGUUUCCUGCAGUAUUUAUGUAGUGUAGAAACCAGUAGGAUGCAGUUAUUUCUGUAAGUUUUAUGAUGAUUUUAUGCGAGUGCAAGGCCUCCAAAGUCGAAGCCGAUAACAAAAAGCAACGACAACAAAAAGUAGAAAAGCAUAGAAGUCAGACUGUUUUAAAACCGACAAAAAGAUAUUUUUAUGUUCUCUAAAAGUGCUUUUGUCAGAACUUUUAUUGUUUUGUCGUGUAUUAUCAUGUUCGUUAUACAUGUACAUAGUUGUAAAACUUAGUCCGAAAAUCUCAGAUGAUUAAAAUACAGGAAGUCUGCACAAACCAAUUUGUAGCAUUUUAUUCAGACACCCGCAAUUCAUUGAGCCAGUCAAAAAUGUUCUUAAAAUAAAA